This is a messenger RNA of Acipenser ruthenus (sterlet), 2817 nucleotides long. It is a transcript of the gene bhlha15, whose product is annotated as basic helix-loop-helix family, member a15. The transcript is spliced from 2 exons. The coding region runs from base 527 to 1072 and encodes 181 amino acids. Gene Ontology annotation, molecular function: protein dimerization activity. The record is from RefSeq and is a predicted model, not a curated record. NCBI's taxonomy places the organism in Eukaryota, Metazoa, Chordata, Actinopteri, Acipenseriformes, Acipenseridae.
CUUAUCAGUUAUCACUUUGCCACACGUUGUAGUGUGAAUGCGUCUUUAUUAAACAGUGGUAGAAUUUACCUGUGUCACAGUCAGAUCUCAACAAGCUAAUAGGUCUCCACACACUAUUUUGAGCCCUUGGUAAUUAAUAAAUUAGUGACGCUAACCUUUACCAAUGAAUUACCUCCAAACAAUUGUUAUAUAUUGUAUGCAUAAUUGUAGAUCGUCCCUUUAACGAGAUGUUUGACCAGAUCUGGUACAGCGGUAGCCUACUUUCUGGAUCACAAUAAGCGAACUGUGAUUGGCCGUUGUUAAACGUACGUGUACAACCCACAGUAACAGGUAGGUGCACUCUGUGUCUCGCACUGAUCAGUUAUCAGCCCUCGCCUUUCAACUCCAGCUGAAGCAACAAAACUGCAACACGGCUACAGGUGUCCCGUUUCUCCAGGGCAAUCAUCCGUCAUUUUACAGUAGCACACAGUAUAAUCUCAACUGACAAACUCUGACUGCUCUUCACUAUUUUCAGGCAAAAACAAACAUGAAAUCCAAAAGAAAAGCUUCUAAGCGCAACCGCAAAACUUCCGUGGAGAAUGACCAGGAGUUCCAGCUGGAGAUGGAACCCGCGUCCAGUGACCACGAGGGCUCGGAAAAGUCCCUGAACCUCGGGGGGAAAAGCAGAAAGAAAAGCAUCGACAACGGCAUGGCCUCGAGCGCCAACAGAAGGAAGCAGUACCCGGGUGUCAAGGGUGGAAACGUCAGGAGGUUGGAAAGCAACGAAAGGGAACGGCAGAGGAUGCACAAACUGAACAACGCUUUUCAGGCGCUGAGGGAGGCAAUACCACACGUCAAGACAGAGAAAACGCUAUCGAAAAUUGAGACCCUCACCUUAGCCAACAACUACAUCAAAUCCCUCACUGCCAUUAUUUUGGGUAUGUCAAGCGGGUGCUUGCCGCACGCAGAGGGCGAAGAGUCGUCAAACACAUCUAAACUGUUUCAGCACUACCAGCAGCAACUUGAAGAGGAGGACGAUGGGAGCUUAUCAAAUUACCUUACACAGAUCCACAGCUUCAGAGAAGGUAGUUAAAGACAGAUGUGCUUUUUGUGCCAACCUUGGGAAGGUAUCUUUCAGCAAUUACUUCUUUAGGAUAUGAAGACUUUCUGCAGCCUUAUCACAAUGGGAACAAAGCCCUCCUGCACCCAAGGUCACAGUUAUAUUUGUAUGUACUGUAUAUUAAAGUUCUGAUAUAAAACCAUGAAACAAUGGUAUCUUAAGAUGCUGUAUCUUCAGAUAGACCCAUUCAGAAACACAUUCAAUUAUGAAUUGCUUGGUAGAUUUUGGAACUGUGACAGGUUGUUAUAUUAAAGGUGAUAUUGGAUGGCCCUGAAUAACCUGCUUCACCAUGAUCCUAUAGUUGAAACCUGCAGAUAAUUACAGAGACGCCAGUUGAAUAACACAUAAACAAUUACUUUAUAUAGGUUAAGAUUACUGAAACUGAUGAAAUAGUAGAAAAUAAUUAGACACUGUUUAAGUAUUUUCGUGCUAAAAAUGUUAGUUUUGUUGCAUGUUGCCCUCCAAAUACUGUGCCAUAUCAUGGUGCUCCAUGAGCCAAGUAUGCAUUAUACAGCCCCGCUGAAGUAUAAUAGUGAUGCCAAUAAAUGAUGCUGUAAUCUAAUUUCUGUGAUUCACUGGCCAUGCCACCUUUUAGAAUAAAUGCAACACCCACCAGUUUAUAUUUUCAAAAUGGGCAAUAGCAGCCUCUGCUAAAUAAAAAAAGGGGUUAAGAUUAACACAACAUGUGUCUAAAUGUGGACAAUAAACUUUAGUGCAGUAUUGCAUUGUGAAGAUCUUGAGUUCAUUUAUAUUAUGAAAUAUGUUAUUGGAUUUGCUAUGUUUGUGCUGUUAUCAGAAUCUAAAGGCAUAGAAAUUACAGCAUAACAAGCAUACUUAGGGGCUGAGUAGCCUGUACCCUGCCAGGAUAUACCACAGCUGGAUCAUUUUAGAUUAUUUUACAGCACUGGGAAUAACCAUGGAUGAAUUCCAGCUGUGGCUUAUUUGCAUGGGCAGAUCAGAUUACUCCUUUAUAUUUUUAAUGCAAAAUGAAUAAUUGAAAAGUUGAAAAGUUAGCCGUGGUUGCAUUUUAGUUGUUCUGCUGCCAGGGUCACAGUGUAACUGAUGGCCAAUAAAGUUCAGAUUUAAAUCCUGUUGUCUUUCGAUGUGUUAUUUUGUGUCUCCAAAAUUCCCAGGAGAGCUGUUCUUUGACAAACAAUUGCAAAAUACAGGGAAGGAUGCUGUCAAACUAAGUUUCAUUAUUAUGAGAUUUUCCAGCUCUGUUAUCCACCUUAAAAAAAAUGUAACAGUGGUUCUUAAAAUGACAAAUUAGUGUGGACAAUGAGCAAGUAAAUAUAUUAUACCCCAGACUAUUCAAACCAAUUUGCUUAAUCCGAAAGUCUUUGUUUGCUUCUCUGAUGUUAUAAACCUAGAACCACUGUAUAACCCCAGACAGGAACUUCAUGUGUAUUUAUAAGCAGUAAAUUGAAUACAGAAUUUAGUGUGGCUGGUUACAGCUAUAGCAUCGAAAGGGCAAGGUGCUGAUGUUAGGUAAACAGCUAUAAAAUAACACAGUUAGGUUUUGAAAGUUCUGUAUAUACAUAGAGGUAGAACAGAAGUUCAGAGAUACACAUAUGCAAAGUAUCUGAAAGGUUUUAGCAUAUACAUUACUGGAAACUACUGCAUUGUGAUAAAUUAUAUAUAUUUUCAGAAUUUACCUUUAUUUUUUAAGGCUGACUUUUUUAAAUACAGAAAUGACAUAUUCUGUUGUCGACUGUGUG